Messenger RNA from Athene cunicularia (burrowing owl), 1583 nucleotides. Its product is annotated as RNA-binding Raly-like protein. The transcript has 7 exons. Gene Ontology annotation, molecular function: RNA binding. Gene Ontology annotation, cellular component: nucleus. Bases 1 to 639 code for a protein of 212 amino acids. The record is from RefSeq and is a predicted model, not a curated record. NCBI's taxonomy places the organism in Eukaryota, Metazoa, Chordata, Aves, Strigiformes, Strigidae.
AUGGUGGUCCUGCCUCAGUCCCAGGCAAAGGGCUGGAAAUAUUUAGACAUGGCCAGGGAACCCAAGCCGAGCCGGGCCCGGCUGGGCCAGAAGCGGCAGCACAGCAGCAGCCUGUACCACAGUAACUGCGAGCUGGACUACGAUCUCUACAGGGACGACUUCCCGUACAGGGUGUACGAGUACCAGAAGAUUCCCCCCCUCAUUAACCGCAUCCCAGUCAAGGCCAGACGAACUCAUGUGGGAGCAGGAGGCAAAAGCAGCCUGAGCCCCCAGCCCGGGGCGAGGAGCAGCACCAGCUCCAUGACGGGACGGACAAAGUUGCGGGCUGAAGAGCUGCACUCCAUCAAGGGUGAGCUGAGCCAGAUCAAGGCGCAGGUGGACAGUCUGCUGGAGAGCCUGGACCGCAUGGACCAACGGAGAGAGCGUCUCGCAGGGUCCAAGGAGAGCGAGAAGAAGAGGGUAGAGAUGGGGGCAGAGUCGCCGUCCCCAGCAGGAGAGGGUUCACGGGAGCCGCGGGGGAAGGAGGGGAUGGGAUCUGAUGGGCACAGCGACCUGCGCAACAUCGACAGCGCUGAGGAGAGCACAGACACGGAGGAGACGGUGAAAAACCACAUGUCGGACCCCGAGGGGAGCCAGUAGACGGACUGGGAUGCCAUGGCCUCCCUGCAUGGCCAGCCCUUUCUGUCUUGUGUUUGUAUUUCUUUUGAGGCUUCCAGCUAGUGCCACGCAGGACGCAAGGUGGCCUGCCCUCGGCAUGGCCAUCCCCUGCCGCUGGCAGCCCCAUGUCCCACCCCUGUGAGAUGCCAGCCAGCCGUGGCGAGAGAAGUUUUUGUGUUCAAGUGUGCUUGUUUUCUUUUUCCUCCUGUUUUCAGACCUAGGGGUAAGCAGACACGGCCGGGGGAGGCAGGGGAGAAGCAAAAAAAAGGAUUGUAUCCCAAAGGAGCAUCCCAAAUCCCAGUUGCCUUGCACGCAGGGUGCCGUGGGGCACUGGGAAAGCACCCCGGGGCUCCCAGCCCCUACGGCACAGGUCACAUCCCAACCUCCUGUGCCCUGCAAGCCCACCCGCUGCCACCAAGCUUCAGCCCCACCCUGGGAAUUGGUUCAGCAGGUGCAGGCACAUCCCAGGAAAGCUUUAAGAGCUGCUCAGCAUCCCACCAUGAUGCCAUGGGAAGGAGAGACCACCCUCAGAGAGCUCUGAGGGGCUUUCAGGGGAUUUUGGGAUGGAGGGGUGGUGCUGAGCCCAGGUCCAACUCUGGCUGCAGGGCUAGCAGCGGGGCAGUGCAAACCCAAUUGCUCCCCAGUCCCCCCAGCUGCCCGAUGGGAUUCCUUACUGGUUCACCACUGGCCGUUCUCGGCCAUGGAUCAUGUUGGUGGUCAGCAAGGCUCCCGUGAGCAGCUUUGCCCGGGCUCCUUGCCCAAGGAAGUCACGGCUCCCCCGGCCGUGCUACCCAGCAUUUCAUCUUGGUUUGGUGUCCCUCAUUUCUAGGUUGUCCUUCUCUCGCUGGUAGGAACUUGUUCUGUGUUUCUGAUUUGCUCUGGUAAAAGAGUGUAUUGUGUUUGAAAGAAAAAUAAUUUGUAUUUCU